Molecule: messenger RNA, 802 nt
Organism: Candoia aspera
Lineage: Eukaryota; Metazoa; Chordata; Lepidosauria; Squamata; Candoiidae
Gene: UFSP1
Product: UFM1 specific peptidase 1 (inactive)
Exons: 1
Coding region: 32-694 (220 amino acids)
Source: RefSeq, a predicted model, not a curated record
UUACUUUGUUGCCGGCCGUCCAGCCUCAGGCAUGGCAUUGCUGUCCACUGUCCACCUGGGGCUUCCCCCUCCCGGCCGCCUGCAUCGUCUGGCCCUCGUCUCUGGCUCCUAUCACUACUACCACUACGGCUGCGACGGCGUGGACGACCGCGGGUGGGGCUGCGGCUACCGUACCCUCCAGACGAUGUGCUCCUGGCUGGUGGCAGCCGGCGGAGAAGAAGCCGCUUUCCACCCAGUUCCGUCCCUAAAGGAGAUCCAGGAUUCCCUGGUGGAGAUGGGGGACAAGCCUCCUCCAUUCGCAGGCUCACGGGACUGGAUCGGCACUGUGGAAGCAGCUCUGUGUAUGGAUUCUUUCUACGCUGUGCCAGGCAAACUGGUCCACGUCCGCAUUGGCCACGAUCUGGAGCGGGAGCUGGAGACAUUAUAUGCCCACUUUCAGGGCGGUGGGGGUCCUGUGAUGAUGGGCGGAGGCUGGGACCAUGCCUCCAAGGGGCUGCUGGGUGUCUGUUCUGGCCCUGAGGGGCACUACCUGCUGGUUCUGGAUCCACACCACUAUGGCAGAGCGGGCUCACUCAGCCAGCAGGAAGCCCAGGCGGAGGGGUGGGUUUCCUGGCGGGGGCUUGGCUCCUUUGAGGAGACCUCGUUCUACAAUUUCUGUUUGCCCCAGUUCAGGGCCAAAGGGCCCCCUCUGUGAAAGGGGCAUUUAUGGGAAGAGGCGCUGUUCCCAGCUGGAAGACAGGAAUGUGUACAAGCUGUUCGCUCCCAGCACCUUGAGCCCUUUGGGAGGGACCAACCGUGGACA